Messenger RNA from Echinococcus granulosus, 636 nucleotides. RefSeq names its product LAG1 longevity assurance. Gene Ontology annotation, molecular function: sphingosine N-acyltransferase activity. Gene Ontology annotation, cellular component: membrane. The transcript is spliced from 5 exons. Gene Ontology annotation, biological process: ceramide biosynthetic process. Bases 1 to 636 code for a protein of 211 amino acids. NCBI's taxonomy places the organism in Eukaryota, Metazoa, Platyhelminthes, Cestoda, Cyclophyllidea, Taeniidae. The record is from RefSeq and is a predicted model, not a curated record.
AUGAGGAACAACUACUUCACUCGGCCCAUUCCAUCAGAUAUUCUCAGUCUCUACUUGAUUCAAUUCAGUUAUUACCUCUCUGGUGUCUACCUGGAGUUAUACAUGGACAAAAGGAGGAAGGAUUCUACCCUGAUGUUGUUGCACCACUUUGUUACCCUGGCGUUGAUGUACUUCUCCUACAUGGGACGCUACCUAAAACACGGUUGCAUCAUCUUCUUUCUCAACGAUAUUUCCGAUGCUAUUUUGGAGACGGGAAAGAUCUGUCUCUAUAUCAAUCAUAGAGGUGGAAUUCAACGACCCUUUGGCGAGUUCUGUUGCAACGCAAUCUUCUUCUUCUUUACGAUCUCCUGGUUCUACUUUCGGAUUUACCUCUACUGUGUACGACUCCUCCAUGCAACUAAUUGGUGCGUCUACCUUCUGCGUGAUCAUUGGCUUCCGCGAAUGUACCUCUUCUUCAACGGCCUUCUUUGGACCCUCUUUGUGAUGCAACUGAUUUGGAGCUAUUAUAUUCUUUCAAUGUGCAUCCGAUUGGUAACUGGAAAAGACAAGAUGUUAGAGGACAUAAGGGAGGAGGAAAUUGAACAAUCCAAUGGCCCUUUUAAGAAUGGAAUUUCUACUGCAAAGAAGGAGAAAUAA